Molecule: messenger RNA, 1281 nt
Organism: Marasmius oreades (fairy-ring Marasmius)
Lineage: Eukaryota; Fungi; Basidiomycota; Agaricomycetes; Agaricales; Marasmiaceae
Exons: 3
Coding region: 303-1238 (311 amino acids)
Source: RefSeq, a predicted model, not a curated record
UCUCGUUCUGUCAACAUCUUCAAUUGAUCUCCAACGCCCAAGCCUUGCACUUUCCGCUCUAUGCUCGCCUCCUUCCUAUCGUCGACGGAAAUACGUAAAUCUAUGUUUUCAUAUUGCUCUUGGAAUUCAAUGGGCUACGGUCGGAACUACCCCACUGCCACUCGACAUUUUUGGGGUCAUUAGCAUCUCCACCGACAUCAUAUAGCCUGUAAUCAUUUUUGGGGCCGUUUUUUGCGAGGCCUGGAUUUUUACAUAAAUCGGGGGCGUAUGUGCGGGGUGUGUGGGACUAUUAUCCGAAAACCAUGACGAUCCAACGACGACCUCUACGCAUUUUCCUCCAGGCGACACCUCGAACAAGGUCGAACCUCUUGAUUCAGCUCCUCAGUACCCACCCAUCCAUCGCCGAACAUCAGUACCCUUUCUCGAAUGCAUACCACUUUGGUCCAGAGAGGCAGUUCUCGAGGGACAUUGACGUAGGAGAAACAGGAGACAUGGAGGAUUUCUCGGGAGAAACAUAUAAACAUGCUUUCGGGAAGUUCAAUGACCUUUUACAGAAGAUAGAGAGCGAGCAAAAGAUCCCGCUAAUCAAAGAACACAUUUUCUACAUGAUGCAUGCGGAAAAGACUUACGAAUGCCUGGGCCAAGCAGUCUCCUCACCGAGAACCAAACCGACCGUGGACGAUACGCCCUCAACCAACCUGACGUUUCUCCCUGACAAUUUCCUCCUUACGUUCACACCCGUCUUCAUCAUCCGCCACCCCGCACGCGCAUUCCCAUCCAGUCUUCGUGCUCACAGCCGAUCCACGGGCGGGAAUGUCUUUGACACUGAUUUCCCCGCGAACGCAACGUUUAAAUUCUCUCGCAUCUUGCUAGAUUGGUACACUGCACGGUCGCCUUCGAAGCUGCCAGUUGUCAUUGACGGUGAUAAGCUCGUUGAUGAUACGAAACGGCAGAUGGAGCGGUUGUGUGAGCGUUUGGGUAUCGAUGAGGAGCGCAUACGGUAUAAUUGGGAUUCGAAAGAGGAUCAUGGAUAUGGAAAGGUAUGGGAUGCUUAUUAUGAAGAGAUACAAAAUUCCACGGGGGUUGUCCGGACUAAGGAAACGAUGGGGGCUCCGGUGCUUGAGGAAGAGAUGAAGAAAUGGGAAAAAGAGUGGGACGAGGGGGUAGCCAUCAAAUUGAAGGAGUUUGUGGAAUCUGCUAUGGAUGAUUAUGAGUACCUUUUGAAGCAGAGCAUUUAAUAGUCCAGAAUAGAUUAAGCUCACUCGUACCGGCCAAAAUGAC